Hemibagrus wyckioides is the source of this 6306-nucleotide messenger RNA. It is a transcript of the gene gramd1ba, whose product is annotated as GRAM domain containing 1Ba. Lineage: Eukaryota; Metazoa; Chordata; Actinopteri; Siluriformes; Bagridae. The record is from RefSeq and is a predicted model, not a curated record. Bases 1768 to 3849 code for a protein of 693 amino acids. Gene Ontology annotation, cellular component: endoplasmic reticulum membrane; plasma membrane; endoplasmic reticulum-plasma membrane contact site. Gene Ontology annotation, molecular function: sterol binding; sterol transfer activity. Gene Ontology annotation, biological process: intracellular sterol transport. The transcript has 17 exons.
CUUAAAGAUUUUAUUCCUGACAAGCAAGUCUUAUACAUGACACUGAACAAGUUGAACAAGGGAUCGAAGAAGAAGAAAGCAAGGGAAGGUAGUGAUCCACUUUUGUAUGAACCUCUCCCAGAGCCUUUCCUCUUGAAGGAAGGUUCACUAGAGUUCAUUCACCAUUGAGAGAGAGAGAGAGAGAGAGAGAGAGAAGCAACUCUUUGGUAUGAACCUCCCCCAGACUCUUUCUUCCCGGAGAAGGGUUCACUAGAGUUUAUUCACCUUGCUGGGGAAGUGCGAGGGAGAUUAUAAUGUUCACAUUCAGCAAGGAAGUGGCUGAUACCAUAUUCUGACUGGGAGGACUACAAGCUCUUUCACAUAAGAGCCUGUGUGGGUGUGUGAGUAAUCCCACAAGUCCAAACAUUCCGGGUUGUUGUUCUCUGGACACUUUCGUAACGUGAAUUUGUCUGGUGCGGUAUUACUGGGAAGAAACUGUAAGCAAUUUGGUGGUGGGUUGGUCAGGGAGCUUGAGGAGGAUGAAGGAGCUGGAUCAUGUUCAAACACAGUCUUUGUGAGUGCAUGAGAUGUCUAUGUUCCUAAAUGCUGGCGAAGAAAAGGAAUUCCAGGAAAAACUGCUAGGAUUCGGAAAGGGGGCUCCCACAAGGGGCGUCAUCAUAAAUCUCAAUGCCCCCUCAAGUCUGGGGGGAGGUGUGACAGUCCUGUAGUGGAGAACACACUUCUACACCUCAGCCCCUCCUCUUGAUUCUCCUGCUUUUCUGAUUGGCUCAAGUCUAGCCUCGUACACUUCCCCCUUUUCUUCAGCACACAAACAUUCUCCAACUUUCUCCUCCCCUCCUGCACUGUUGUUUUCUAGGAAACCUACAAGAGCUCUGGGCAAAACUGUUGUUUUGGCUGUUUUUCUUGGUUCAUUUGCGUGGGGAGCUCCAGUCCUAUUUCUCAACCUGCAGGAAUUGUGCUCAACCUCGCCUCUUUUCAAGGAAUUGUGCUUUGAGUUCAGAGGAUUUCUGAAAAGGAAUUUAUUAUCUCCUCCAAAAAAUGUUCCUCCCUUUGACAGAUGAUUGAAGUUAUCACUGUCCAAAACUGUGCGGGACUUCUAAAGUUUAUUCUUAGAGGACUGCACCACAACAAGCAAAGUUUGAACUGCUUUUUAAAGGAUCAGUGGACAAAUCACCAGAUACUGAGAUGCAGUGAAAGAAAAUAACGGCAGCUGAAGACAUCAUUCAACAUUGGGUCGAGAGUAGGAUCUUCUGCAUGCAGCAAAGAAAUGUGAUCACAUCUGCUUCUUCAGGCUUCUUGCAUGCUGCUUCUCACCUUUUGUGAAGAUAUUCCUGGUUAUCUGCAGAAAUCUCACCUCUUAAUUUUAAGCAAGGAAGAAUUAAGAGGUGAGAAGUAUUUUUGACCCAAGGGUUUAAAACACUUUAAAACAAGUUCUGGUGAAAGAUCGUUGUGGAUUUAUCUACUGGAUUUUAUGUUUCCUGGGUUGUGUUGCAGUUUCCUGUGGUGGUCAAGAGACGUGACACACCAGGACUUGAUGCACAGGCUGGAUGAUGACAGAUAGCAUGUAACCAGAAGGUUGAAAAGGUUACUGAAGUUCAUCUGAGAGCUACGCUGCAGUGCUUGAGCUUGGUCUCAACAUACCAACUAGAUAAAGUGUCCUCCAGGAAGAUAGAUCUUUGAUCUCCCUAAAGUAGCUGCCAUCAAUCAGCUGGGUUAACUACUGUAGUGGACGACUUUUGUGAACUUUUUUUAUUUGAACUGACAGAAAUGGUCAGCAUGGCGAGUGAGACAGAUUUGCUACGUGACUGGGAGACGGUUCAGCACCCUGAAGGUCUUCAGUAUUGUUGGACUUGGUGGGAAUGGGAGUUUGAGAGAGUUCCAGCAGUCCUAAGCCCCACGUAUAAGCAACGCAAUGAAGACUUCAGGAAACUCUUCAAGCAGCUACCUGACACUGAACGCCUCAUUGUGGACUACUCCUGUGCCCUGCAGAGAGACAUCCUCCUACAGGGUCGCCUCUACCUCUCCGAAAACUGGAUUUGCUUCUACAGCAACAUCUUCCGCUGGGAAACACUGCUGAUGGUGCGUCUGAAGGACAUCUGUUCAAUGACUAAGGAGAAGACAGCACGGCUUAUCCCCAAUGCGAUCCAGCUUUGUACUGACAAUGAGAAGCACUUUUUUACCUCAUUUGGUGCGCGGGACCGGACCUACAUGAUGAUGUUCCGUCUCUGGCAGAACGCUCUCCUGGACAAGCCGUUGUGUCCCAAAGAGCUGUGGCACUUUGUCCAUCAGUGCUAUGGAAAUGAGCUGGGCUUGACGAGUGAUGAUGAGGAUUACGUUCCUCCAGAUGAUGACUUUAACACCAUGGGCUGUUGCCCCCCACCCUGGUGCAGGUACUGUGAGGAGAUCCCACCUGAGGAGAACGAGGCCCAGGAUACGUGCACCAAAUCUCCCGAGGUCAAAAUGGACACGAGUCCUCAGCUGCCCAAGAAAUCCUUCACCAGCAAUAACCUACCUUCAACAGGCAGCGCUGAAACACAUGGCCAUUAUGAUGUUCCACCAGAGGAAGAGUUUUCUGGCUGUCUUCCUGACGAGCUCCUAAGUCUGCCUUUACCAGAUAACAAGCUGUCCAAGCCGACUGGCCCAGCACCCUCACCAUCGCUCGACUUCAACGACAACGAGGAUCUUCCGACUGAGCUCAGCGACUCGUCGGAAACCCACGAUGAUGGAGAAGUCCAGGCCUUCCAUGAAGACCUAAACGGGAAGCAGUACAUCAACAAGGUGUACAAGUUCAGUGUGGACAAGCUGUAUGAUCUCCUCUUCACCGAAUCACAGUUCAUGCGGGACUUCCUGGAGCUACGCCGCUUCUCUGGCGUGGUGUAUCAUCCGUGGAAGAAGGAAGAGUUGGGAGACCAGAGCAGAGAGAUCAUGUACACCAUCACCAUCACCAACCCCUUGGCUCCAAAAACCGCUACAGUCACAGAGACUCAGACUCUGUACAAAGCCAGCCAGGAGAGCGAGUGUUACAUCAUUGAUGCCGAAGUGAUCACUCAUGAUGUCCCUUAUCAUGACUACUUCUACACGCUCAACCGCUACAUGCUCACCAGGGUGGCUAAGAACAAGUGCAGACUGAGGGUUUCCACCGAGCUGCGCUACAGAAAACAGCCUUGGGGUCUCGUCAAGGGCUUUAUCGAAAGAAACUUCUGGAGUGGCCUUGAUGAAUAUUUCAGACAUUUAGAACUGGAGCUGAGUAAAGUAGAAACCGUUCUAAACGAACCCCACAGACCUUCUCCCAAAGCCAAAGUGACUCGCGUGUCCACAGUGAGGCGACACAGGAAACGGGCGGCGGCUCACCUGAGGCCACAGCACCUGGACGAGGAGCUGAGUGCCGUCACCACGGCCGAGGACGACGAGGUCAUCCACCGCAUCAAACACGUGCCAGGAUCCACACAGACGCGGCACUUCCCCGACCCGGCCGGAGGUCUGGCGCUCUACAGCGUCUCCAAACUGCUGCUUGUUAUCAGCUUCAUCCUGGUGCUGCUAGUUCUACUCAACAUGAUGCUGUUCUAUAAGCUCUGGACGCUGGAGCAGACCACGCAGAGCUUAGCGUCACUGCAGGGCCUCCGAGCGCAUGACAGCAGUAAACUUCCACAAACGCAGAUGGAGUGGGCUCAGCUCCUGGAGUCGCAGCAGCGUUACCAUGACGACGAGCUGGAGAAGUGGCGGAAGAUAAUCAAGUCGUCUGUGGUUUUGUUAGACGAGAUGAGAGGAUCUCUACUGAACCUGCAGAAGGGAAUCGGAAUGAGAGACGACGGCUCGGCAGCCGACGACAAGCGGAAACAUUACCACUGACCACCAGGAGCGAAGACCUCGGGCCAAACAGACGCACCGUGCAAUAAUAAGAGUGCGGAGUGGGGAACCUUGCGGAACUGCCGCACUCCUCUCCUGUCCAGCGCAGCUCCAUGAGCACUGAUUUGCAAAAAUGAACCGUCUAAACCCCAGAUCUACCUGAUCUCCAGGGCCAAAAAUGACUCCUGAGUCAUAUGUUUGUUCAUUCAUUCAUUCAUUCAAGGACUCGUUUGAGUGUUAAACGCACACACAUCAGCAUCUCAGCUGCACCACCACCACCAAAACCCUCUUUGUUUUUUUCCCAUACAGGAGUCCGGGACCAGGUUAACCUUUAACCUAUUAUCUCUAAGUGUUACUUGUGAACAUGCACAGACAGAAGGAUGUGGAAAUCAUAUACCGAUGACACACAGAUUUCUAAUUUAUAAGUAGAGCUAUAUUUGUUGCCAGAGCUACCUUUUUACUGAGGCUUCCAUGGAAAUCAGGGCUGGACCCCAGAGUGCUUGUGCCAUGGUGCUAAUUAUGCAUAAAUGUCCACGUUAUGCAGUUCCUGGUUUAUUUCCGUCUGUCUGUAGAGUCGCUUCUUUCUCUAAUCCAACAUUUUGUUGUUGCCUGGAAACGGGAAAGGCCAAACGGUCAAGGUGUUAGUGGGGAAACAGGAAACAUGACGGAUUUCCUCAGAAAUGCUGGACUGUAUUUCAUUUUGCACAAAACUGCAUCUGUUUGUCGUCUAUUUCAUUUUUCUGUUCUUUUUUUUUUUUCAUUUGCUCACGAUUCUGAUUUGCCAAUUUUAUUUAUAAUCUUUAUCCAUUAUGUUUUUUUGUUUUUGUUUUUUUUAUUCAUAGAGUCGGUCUAUUCGUGAAAAUCUUGGCAUGUGCUGAAAUUUCGUAACUUUUAUCGUAACUUGCGAAAAAAAAAUCGUACAAUUUUUAUUUACCAGACAAAGGCAGCUAUUGAGCUGUCUCAUAAUUCCCUCAUAUUUGGAGGCAGUGCUCUGAUAUCUCUGAAGGUAGCAAAAAAAAAAUCUUUUGAAGGAGUCAGAAAUUUAUCACAUUGCUAGGUUACCAACAUAUGCUUAACGCUAGCUAACCCUUAACCCUGUUAGCUCAGAUGGAGUAAAGUAUCACUGGAGAAAGUAGAGGAAAUAAAAUCUCAGGUCGAAAAUAAUUCCUGAAUCUGUUUGGACAGUGGAGUGAGUGGAUUAAUUAACGCUCUCUGAUAUGUUAUUGUUUCUAUAGUAACGGCUUGUUUAUGGUUAUUUUUAAGGGUUUAUACAGCGAGUUUAAUUUUCUCUCGUUAACUAAAAAAACGAGGCUGCUGUAACGUAAGCGAGAACAUUAAACCGUUUCCUAAUAAACCGAUUAGCGUCACAUGCCUGGUGCGGAUUAGCGACAUUUUCUUUCCUGCAUUCUUUUCAUUUAGUUUGUUUUGUUUUCAUGCUGCCUUGCUGGAGUGGGAGGAGUAAACUGUGAAAUGCAAAGAGAAAAAAAAAACGCUAGGUAGAACCAGAGAAGGUUGAGAAGGGAUUUAUUUUCAGUAUUAUAUUCUCAGAAAGCCGUCUGUUUGAGCUCCUUCUUCAUUUAUUUAUCUGCGGUUUUCUUUGAUCCAAAUCCGACUCCAAACUGUUGCUUGCGGCUUCGCUUGCGGCACAGGGAUCCAAACCUACAACCUUCUGAUAACUGAAACUUUUCUCCUGAGCCUUUUUAUAGAAGCUGUGAAGAUUUCUCCAGGCCCAUGCCGACAGAUACAGACAAAUCUCCAAUAAAUAUCUAACACAUGGCUUGUCUGAUUGAAUCGGGUGUUUAAUUUAUUAAUAAUAAGCCAUGUUUUGUCUGGAGUCAGUUUUAAUUUAGUUUUAUUUUUUUUGGGGGGGGGGGGGGCUGAGUCCGCCCACUUCAUCUACUUCAUCGGGUCUUUGAAUAGUCGUGGCCGAGACUGUUAUGGAUCAGUUCAUGAGAGUAAAAUAAAUAAAUAAAUAAUAAUAAUAAUAUUAAUAAUCGGUUUAGUUAAUCAGAAGGAGCUGCUUAAUGAAUGCCAAAUAUCCUCCUCAAAUAUCCCCCGAGUUUUAAUCCAUCCUUAAUCACUCUACACCAAACCCGAAACCUGGAAAUCCUAUUUUUUUUUUGUUUGCUUUUUGUUUGUUUUUUGUUUGUCAUUUGAUCCUACGAAAGUAUAUACAAGAAGUAGCUACAAAAAAGUAUUAUGGCAUUGUAUUGCAAACACGGCUUCAAAUCUUUAACGUUUUUUAUUAUUAUGAUUACGAUUAUUUUAAUCGACAUAUAUGGAGAUGAAUUAUUUAUACGAAUAUUAUCAUGGAUGUACAUGUUGUAUAUGUAUAGUUGCUGUGUAUAUGGAAAAUGGGCUCCAGCGCAUCGCUGGUCGAGAGCUGGCAGUCCCCAGAAGAUUUCAGAGAUUUAUGUGAACAAAACAGGCGAGAUGAAUAAAGAUAUUUAAGAGAUCUGA